AUGAUAAGGACUUCGAAACGAACUGAGACCUCAGACCGCGUUAUUCGCACCGCUGAGGGUUUCGAAACCGAAGGCGAGACACGCUUCGCCAGCAGCAAGCAGCAAGAGUUGGGCGAGGCUCAGCACAAAGAAAAGACGAGGCAAAGAAGAGAGAAGAGAGUAAUUGAUGCAGCUGCCGUUGUUGCAGUCAGACGGUACAAAUACAGGUUUGGAAAGACUCCUGAUGGCUUGGACAGAAACUUGACAGGUUUGGAGAGAUUUUUAAGGGCUUGGGAAGAACUUGACAGACUUAAGAGCUUGGAGAGGUUUUGGAAAGACUCUAAAGAUCUUGAAAAGAGACUUGACAGAUUUGGAAAGAUCCUUAAGGUCUUAAAAAGAAACUUGCCAGGUUUUGGAAGACUCUUAAGAGCAGAGAAAGAAAUGACUGACAAGAUGGCUGUGUUUGGUGCUCCUCUCCUGCUGGUAAUCCUCGCCCUCUGGGGAGGACAGGUGUCAGCUCGGCAGAAUAUGUCACGUGAUGAAUGUAUCGCUGACGGGGGUGCGUGCGUGUCCCCCGGGAACUGCAUGACCCCCAACAGGGCUGCCGAGACUUGCAACGGAGGCUCCGUGUGUUGCAAUCCCACGGGGCUGGAAGCAUUCAAGCAAACACUCGAACUGGAUGGCUUCGAAGUCGACCUGCGAGGAUGGGACCCAUGCAGCGACAAGAAAUGUCUGGGGUGGUAUCGCGGUUACUGGACACCGAAUCCAGCGGAUUGUAUAAACAAAAGGAGGCUAGUGAUGCACUGUGUAAAUGCUACUACGGACUUGUGGUGCUGCGCUCCCCCAUGCCGGAGGAAGCGAAGUUGCAAAAGGAGGUGGGGUUAUUGCGUCCCCAGGAAAAGCCAUUGCCCCAGUGGCAAUACUAGACAUAGGAUGUGCGGAGGGAAGAUGUGCUUCUGCUGUCUCCCUCCUUUCCCAGCCCCGCCCUGUCCUUGGCCAGCACCAAAUAUCUCGAUCUGUGACCACGCAAUUUAUAACUUGGCGGGUGAAGGAGAUGCCGUUCAUGUCCACAGCCCUGAUUACAACCAUCCUUAUGCAAACAACCUUGACUGCAGUCUCCAAGUCAUAGCUCCAAGUAGUUGUCAAAUCGAGGUCUUUCUAUGCGAGGUGUCACUGGAGAAGUGCUUCUUCGACACUUUGACGAUCAAUAAUAACUUGUACUGUGGAAGUGUCGCCCAACAAGGUUGGGUGACAGCGGGAAACACGGCAUCGAUGCAGUUCCUCACCGACUUCAGCCAAGUUAAUCGUGGCUUCAAUGUGGCUCUGAGAGCAGUCAAUUGCUUUGAUUGUACAGAGGGACCAGUUUAUGAAAUGGGCUUCAACGCUACCAACAUCGUGACUGAUACUGGAGGCCGUCUCGUUUCUCCCGGUUUCCCUGAUAAUUAUACCAACAACUUGGACCUCACGACAAUAAUCACCGCUCCAGAUGGUUUUAUCAUUACUUUUGUCUAUUUAUUAUUCAACCUGGAACCUGAACCACCCGCGUGUGAUUUCGACUACUUGCUAAUCUACGAUACUACUCCUACUUUUCCACUGCCGUAA
Penaeus vannamei (Pacific white shrimp) is the source of this 1581-nucleotide messenger RNA. The record is from RefSeq and is a predicted model, not a curated record. NCBI's taxonomy places the organism in Eukaryota, Metazoa, Arthropoda, Malacostraca, Decapoda, Penaeidae.